Rhincodon typus (whale shark) is the source of this 4094-nucleotide messenger RNA. Its product is annotated as cGMP-dependent protein kinase 1-like. Bases 1 to 744 code for a protein of 247 amino acids. Gene Ontology annotation, biological process: protein phosphorylation. The record is from RefSeq and is a predicted model, not a curated record. The transcript is spliced from 8 exons. Lineage: Eukaryota; Metazoa; Chordata; Chondrichthyes; Orectolobiformes; Rhincodontidae. Gene Ontology annotation, molecular function: ATP binding; protein serine/threonine kinase activity.
AUGGCCAAGUUCCAUCGUACUGAUGUCACCAUAUUCAGAGACGACACUCCUGGUGGUGUGAGAUACAAAGAAGACAAUAUUAAAAGAGGUUCAUUUGACGACGCUACCACCCGUUUUUACACAGCCUGUGUGGUGGAAGCCUUUGCCUAUUUGCAUUCCAAAGGAAUUAUUUACAGGGACCUCAAGCCAGAGAAUUUAAUCCUUGAUCAUCGGGGUUAUGCUAAACUGGUGGACUUUGGGUUUGCCAAGAAAAUAGGAUUUGGGAAGAAAACAUGGACAUUCUGUGGGACUCCUGAAUACGUGGCUCCAGAAAUCAUCUUGAACAAAGGCCAUGACAUAUCAGCAGAUUACUGGUCACUGGGAAUCCUUAUGUACGAACUCCUGACUGGCAGCCCACCGUUCUCAGGCUCUGACCCCAUGAAGACAUAUAACAUUAUACUUCGUGGAAUUGACAUGAUUGAAUUUCCAAAGAAGAUUACCAAAAAUGCUGCUAACCUCAUCAAGAAACUGUGCAGGGACAAUCCUUCAGAAAGACUUGGGAACUUGAAAAAUGGAGUUAAAGACAUUCAAAAGCACAAAUGGUUUGAAGGUUUUAACUGGGAAGGAUUAAGAAAAGGCACAUUAACACCUCCAAUUGUAUCCAGUGUCACAUCCCCAACAGACACAAGCAACUUUGACAGUUUCCCUGAAGACAACGACGACCCGCCUCCUGACGACAACUCCGGAUGGGAUGCAGAUUUCUAAAUUUGUUCCUGAAAACUUGCUUCUGCCUUGCCUAGGACAGCAUGUUGGUCAGAGAAAGUGGAAAAGAGACUGCCAGUAAAAUGGAAAAGAAAUCAGAAAGAGGAUUAGUGCUCUGGGUCACCAUGAUGCCUUGACUGAUGCCUGCUCCACUGACGAUGAUGGCAUUAGGAGCGAUGCCGUUAGACAAUUGCAAUGGUGUUCCUUUCAAAAAAAAACUCUAGAUUUGAAUGGAAAAGUAGCAACUUAGAUGGUGGUCCUAGAGCAACUUGUUUUAUUAGCAUACAUGUAAGGCUUUCCCUUCACUGAGGUGACUAGUGCUUUGCUCCAGAGACCAACUAAUACUCAAAAGGUUAAAAAUGGGUCGUUUGAACCAGUAAACGUAGGGUUUUUUUCUAAUUAAAAUAAAAAGACAAAUGUAGGUAUUUAUUCAGGGGAUUUAUAUUCAGGGGACUAUGAUACUUAAUAUAGAAUUGAAUUUGGGAUGUUCCCAUUCCUCGAUUGCGAGCGUGCACAUCUCUGUGUGUGUCAAGCCAGUGUGUAUGUAUCCCCACCCCGUCCAAAAGGACCAUUAAACCACACUUUUCACGUUAAGUCACUUUAUUCAUUAUUAGUCUGGAUAUUAGAUCUCUGUUCCAAUGAUAUAUUUAAAAAGUGGCAUCAAUAUUUAAGUGCAUAAAGCACAACUGCUGUUGCUAUUGGGACUUUGUUUCCACUCCAAAAUGAGUGCCUGCCUGAUCAAAUACUAUUGAAAUGGUCUCCUAUACCUUAUAAAGGCAAAUACCUUUCUCUGUAUCACAAUGUAGAAAUACAGAAGGUCAAAUACUGCCUGCAGAUGCAUUUUAAUAGUCAUUGUUUGUGUUUGACAUGCCACUGGAUUUAAAUGCUGGCUGAAAACUAUGGGCUUAUGGAAACUGUGUCUAAUAAUUUGUUAUUACAGUUAGACUUCUAAGUCAUGCUGUCAAAGAAGUGUUUUUUUUAAUCUAGCUUUUUUUCAGACUUCCUUGAAUAGAAUUCAGACUUCCUUCCCAGACAGCAACAUCUAAAUGGAUCAAAUAAAAGCAAUAAACUUUUAUUUUAAUCCAAACCAAUAUUCAUCCCUCAAACAACAUUGGCAAAUUAAUCAUCCAGUUGUGUGUGAGACCAUGUUUUGCACAAAUUGACUGUCACAUUUCCUACAUCACAAAAGUAAUUAGACUCAUUUUAAAAAAAAAGAAAUAUCUGACUGCAAGUUAGUUUUGGACAUCCUAGGAUUUGGACAGGAGUUGUAUCAAAGUAAAGGGAGUCUGUUAGCUCGGUUGAUUAGAUAGCAGGUUUGCAAUUCAGAGUAACACUAACAGAGUGGGUUCAAUUCCUGCACUGGCUGAGCUUACUACAAAGGACUGUCCUUCUCAAUCUCUCCCCUCAUCUGAGCUGUGUGACCCUCAGGUUAAACCACUACCCAUCAUCUCUCUCUAAUGAGAGAGCAGCCCUUUGGAGCAUAGGACUAUGGUGACUUUAUCAAUGUAAGUCCUUUCUUCAUCUACUCUUCUGUGCUAUUGUAGAAUGAGACCACUAAAGGGCACAAAAUGAGGAGAUAAUGAGAAGCUGAACUAAGAAUAGAAAAGCUGGUCACUACCAGCCAUUCAGUAAUUUUACGAAUGCUGAAAAUGUACCUUAAAACACAUUGGUCAACCUCAAUACUAAUAAGGCAUCUCUUUGAAUUUAAUCUCCUCUCUUUACUUAAGGAUAAAUGCUCUUUAGAAAAACAUGGAUGUAACACCUUACAGUCCACAAUUCACCUGGAUGUUGUUUUGGAUUAUAUCUUGGAAGCCACCAUAAAAAUUCUUUAACCUGCAGAUGCGAAAUGACCAACCCUUCUUUGAUAGUACAAAGUCCUGCAGAAUUAAAGAAAAAUGCUAUCACAUUUUCCUAGUGCCCUUUCCAAUAUUCAUAGAUGUUGCAACUACCAAUUGUGAUUUUUAAAAAAAAUCCACAAUGUUUUAGUGUUUCUCGGGCUGCUUGUCUUGAAUCAUGCUCUCUCUGUAUCAAUGAAUUCAUUGAAAGAGUUUCAGGAUUGUAAUGUCACUUUUGAUACUGGUGAUCAAAGAUGAAUGUAGAAAUGAUGGAGGUGGUUUUAAGAGGCCUGUGGGUACAAUGACUGAAAGUGAAGGAGGAAGCUCUAGAUACAAUCUCAAGCGAAGUAACAAUCAAGUACUGUUGUAAACCCUGUGGGUCAAGAGGCUCUGUCACAUUUGCAUCUUGAUAUUUUUAAAAUCUUGUAUCUAUUGUUUUUAUUUAAUUGGACCACAAGCUCCAUAUUAUUGUAAAUAAGCCGAUCUGUUUUGGGUGUUGAGACUUUUUGUGUGACUUAACCCUUUUUGUCUUCUGUUUUAGUUGACUUCAUAUGUUUUCCAUAUUAUAAGAUAGCCCAAUGCUGUAGGAUAAAGCCCAAAGGCUUCUGCCUGAAAAAAUUCUCAACUAGUGUAAAGACCAUUACUCCCAUAGGUUAGACUAGCUUUGGCAUUGUCUCAAGUGCCUUAAAACACAUGGCAUCCAAACAAAUUUACAGAUUUGGUCUAAUGCUGCGCAAACUGAAAAAAAAACAAGACAGAAAAACCUCAAGGAUCAAUCUUUCUUUGCUGGCUUCUAUAUAAAUUCUCUGUUCUGUAAGGUUCAGUAGGCCUUUUUGUCAACAUGAUGUACAAGUUGCAGUAAAUAUCCUGUGGUACUAGAUGUUAUGUUUAGUUUUGGGGAAGCUGUGAGACUGGUGAUGACAUCGUGCAUCAUUUCUGUGAAAUGUGUGCACAUGCAACAAAAAAAGUCACAUGACUAUAACUAUCGUUACUUUGGCUGACACACAGAAUUUUAAUUUUACCUGUGUUGCAAAAUAUUAGGGUAUAAGUAUCUCCUUAAUGUUGUCAACUUACAAUGAAUGUGGCCCUGGUGAACAUUGUUCAAACUCUUUCAGGAUAACUGUAAACUGUCUCAUCAGAGUACUGUGUUCAAGCACUGGCUUAACAUAGCUGAUACUCACUUUUAAGAUCUAUGUUUCCUGUAUCUAUUUAACUUGAAGUUGACCAUCAACUGUUCCAACUUACUGAACAUUUUAAAAUUUAUAUGAAGUAUUUGUUGGGAGUUGUUUCCAAUUUAGUCUCUUUUUCUGUUUAGAUAGAGCAUGGCAAAUUUGUCAAAAUGUAUAUUUUGUCACUGAAUGCUGUCACAGGCUUGUUGCACUCCUUUGGUUGUAGAUUUUUAACUUUUACAUAUUUAAUUGUCCCUGAUUUUGUCCUGUAUCUCCUGCAGCUGUCAAUGCAGAGUGCCUGUUAUAUACUUUCUAGAGCUAAAAUAAAGAUGAUUACUUUUGAACUAUU